Messenger RNA from Psylliodes chrysocephalus, 1242 nucleotides. The record is from the annotation of a GenBank genome assembly. NCBI's taxonomy places the organism in Eukaryota, Metazoa, Arthropoda, Insecta, Coleoptera, Chrysomelidae.
AUGGAACUGAAAGAAACUGUGAUAAUGGACUUAACAGGAACUUUCCGAAAUGAAGACCUAUCCAAAGCAGACUUUUUCGAUUUCGUCGUACCGUCAGACUCCAACGACAACGAAUGUCUUCAUCAAUUCACCAAACAAAUCCGAACAGUCAACGCUUUUUUAGAGAGCGCAGACGAUUCGAAAGAAACCAACAACAACACGAUGUUGAUAGCCGAACUGCCGGAAAAUCUCAACGAAAAUUUCGAAACAACAUUAUGGAACGCAAAAGAUACCGUAAAAAUAGAAACCGCUCUCUUAGAAGAUUUAAAUAAAUAUUGUUGGAUGUCGACGGGCAACGAGGCAGAGGAGCUCAGCACCGAAAAACAAAACACAGACGAACAAAUAUACACCUUAACAGUAUUAAAUGGAGUCGACCAAAGUGCUACUUGGUAUCGAUUACCCAAAGCCGAUGAAACAAUAUCAAGUCCUAAUUCAAUGGAGCAGCUACAAGUGGGACUAGAUAUCGAUUCAAUAUUAAACGUUAUACCCGGUAGUCAAAUUAGUACCUAUUCCUUUAACGAAAAUAACAUAACUACUAACACAGAUGGAUUAAUAAAAUCCGAAACUUAUACCUACGAUGAAAACAAGGACGAAAUAACAAAUGCUUUCAUAGCGGAAAGCCCCAUGUUAGAAGCGCAAGAAAGUUUCGAAAACAACAACAACAACAACGAAUGGGAAGUAAAUAACAACAACAGCAGCAGCAAUAGAGAUUCACCGGAUUCUCUACUAAGGAGCGCUUUACAAGGGAAAGCCGGUAUCCGCUAUAACGGCAGCUUCAAGUCUGUUCAAAAAUCUCCGGUACAUACCAACGUAGAACUUAGAAAAGUAUUAUCAACGCCUCUAAACAAACCCGAAAAAGCUUUCAUAAAAGAAGAACAACAAACGAAGAUACCCACCAUAGUAGCAGGUAUCGACGCCAACGGUAAAAUCAUUUUCGAAGAACACAUACCCUGCAAGACAAUUCAAGAAUCGGAUAACACAUCAAGCGUUGACGAUCUUCUUUUGAGCAAUAUGAAACCAAGAGUGAGGAACACGAAUAGGGGCAGUAUUUCGCAAGAAACUUACGAGGAGGCUGCAAAUAAAUUAUUAAAUGACCAUGUUUCUGUAAGAACUGCUUCAAGACAAUAUGGAAUUUGUCACGUCUCUUUGCAUCGUUACGUAAACUCUUUAAGAAAUAAUGAGCAGGCACCUGUUGGAUACUAG